AUAAAAUAAAUACUAAUUAUUAAAUAAAAAUAAUUUAAUUUAAUUUCUGUGCUUCAAAAAGUUAAAUAAAUAGGUAUAUUGAUUUUGACAUAAUUUAUUAAUAAAUUAAAAAUUGUUUUGUAAAUAAAAACCAAAAACUGAAAAAAUAAAUGAUAAAAUAACACUCUUGCUUGUUUAGAAAUAUUGAUGAGAUUAUGAAUUCCUCCUUUUCUAAAUAUAUCCAUCUAAAUUUAGAUGCUAGUUCCUAUAGUGAACAAGAUAUGACUUUAUUAUUAUCUGAGUUAUCGAAAAGUUAAAAACUCUAAACAUUAAUUCUAAAUUUAUCAUACAAUAGGAUAGAUAGCCAAAAGGUUUCAAAUUUAUUAUCUGCGCUGUCAAAAUGUUCGAAUCUCUCAUACUUAGAACUAAAUUUAUAAAAAAAUUUGAUUGGUGAAAAAGCUUUUAAAUGUGUAGAAAUUGGCCCUGAAUUAGCAGAAUGCAAAAAUAUUUAAACUCUAAAGCUCAACCUUAAUAAUAAUUUAAUUGAUUUGUCAUUUACAAAGGAUUUAUGCUCAGGAUUUACAUAAUUGCCUAAUCUUUAAACUUUAGAUCUUGAUUUAUCUUUAAGUAAAAUCGAUAGCCGGAGUAUAUCUUAUUUAGGCUCUUCACUUCAAAAUUGUUCUAAACUUACCAAUUUAACAUUAAAUUUAAUCAUAAGCAAAAUUAAUCAUUUAUCUGCUUCAGACUUAAGUUCUAAAUUAUCUAAACUAAUUAAUUUGACUUCUUUGGAACUUCAUCUUGAUAAUAAUUAAAUUGGGGAUAUAGGAGUUUCUGAAUUAGGUUCUUAUAUAUCAGAGUUAACAAAUCUUAAAAAUCUGAUGCUUUCAUUAAACUAAAAUAAAAUAACUAAUAAAGGAGCCAUAAAUCUACUUUCAAGCUUAACAAAAUGUACUUAGAUCUCAUCUCUUAAUCUUGGAUUGAAUUUAAAUAUAAUUAAUGAUCAUGGAGCAUCAAAAAUUGGUCUUUAGUUAUAAAAAUUUCCAAACCUUAAAGAUUUAACUCUCUAUUUAACAAAUAAUAAAAUCGGUGAUCAGGGUAUAAUAAAUUUAGGUUGCUCGUUAGCUAAAUGUAGCUAAUUGGUUAAAUUACUACUUGGUUUGAAAUCUUAUACAAUUACUGAUAAAGGUGCCUCAUCUUUAGGAAAUGAAUUAGGCAAAUGCAGGAAUCUCUCUGGUUUAUAACUUUAUUUUGGAUGGCAAAAACUAAGCAGUGAUAGUGCUUAGAAUCUUUGCUCUGGAUUAUCAAAAUGUGCUAAUCUUAAAACUUUUUAGUUAAUAACUAACUUCUUCGACAAUAAAGACUCCUCAGACCUAAGUCUUGGAUUAGUUAAAUUAACUAAUCUGUAAAAUUUAUAGCUAUACAUGUGGUCUAAUAAAUAAGUAAAUCCUGGUGCAUCAGACAUAUUCUUUUGUUUGUCUUAGUUAGUUAACCUUUAAACCUUUGAACUUGAUUUUAGCGAUAGUAAGAUGAAUGAUUAGACUGCACUAGAUUUAGGAUCAGGAUUAGCAAAAUGCUAAAAUCUGUAAAAUUUAACUCUUUCCUUAUCAUGCAAUAAAAUUGGUGAUAAGGGAGUAUCAGGUCUAGGCUAAGGAUUAGCUUAGUGCAAUAAGAUUUUGAAUCUUUAAAUUGACUUAUUUGGGAAUAGAAUUGGUGAAAAGGGUGCAUAAAAUUUAAUUUCAGGAAUAUCAUAAAUGGUCAAACUCAGAGUAUUGAAUCUUCAAAUACAAUUUUAUAGGAAAUACGAUUUGGAAGAAACUUAUAUAGAAAAGCUAUAGUAUCAAGUAUAUAAAAUACAAAGAUUAGUAAGUAGAAAUUUUUGUGUUUUUUAUGAUAAUUGUGAAUAUGAACAUGAACCUACUGAUGAAGAAGAAGAAUAUGAAUAAAUGGAGUAAGAGCGUUAAGAAGAAAUAGAAAGAUAUAAAUAAGAAUAUAGUGAGUAGGAAAAUAACCAGUCUGAAACAGAAUUAGAUAACGAAGGACAUUUUUCAACAGAUGAGCAAACAAAUUCUAUUAGAGUAGAUACCAGCCAAUCUCAUAAUAGCUUAAUCUGAACAAAUAUGAAUGAAAUUAAGCUUAAAGCCUGGAAUCUAAUUAUAUAGCUAAAUAUUAUAUUAUAAUAUGGUUGUUUACGAGUAAUUUUAUACAAAAUAAAUAUGUAUUGUAUUAAUUAAAAUAAAUUAAAAACAAUUAA
This is a messenger RNA of Tetrahymena thermophila SB210, 2230 nucleotides long. RefSeq lists its product as hypothetical. Gene Ontology annotation, biological process: nucleocytoplasmic transport; activation of GTPase activity. The transcript is spliced from 21 exons. Gene Ontology annotation, cellular component: perinuclear region of cytoplasm; nucleus; cytosol. The annotation marks the transcript as partial. Lineage: Eukaryota; Ciliophora; Oligohymenophorea; Hymenostomatida; Tetrahymenidae. Gene Ontology annotation, molecular function: small GTPase binding; GTPase activator activity. The record is from RefSeq and is a predicted model, not a curated record.